Oppiella nova is the source of this 1179-nucleotide messenger RNA. Lineage: Eukaryota; Metazoa; Arthropoda; Arachnida; Sarcoptiformes; Oppiidae. The record is from the annotation of a GenBank genome assembly.
CUAAAGAGUCGAUUGUAUAGAAAAAAGUAUUGGAUUUGAGGGCAGAGUUUGCGCACAAAAGGCAUUGAAAUUGAAUAUCAGUUUUGUAUUCAUUACUCAAUUUGUUGUUUAUUUGCGUUUUUGGUGGCAUUUGUUUCAAUCAAUUGUCGUACCAUUGGAUCCAUUAAUGGCCUCGUCUUCGCCGCCAGAGAAACUCAAUUUAGGCGAUGAUAUCAAGAAAGCCGUCGAAUUGCUGACCAAACUCCAGAAGACUGAGUACAACGCCUGGAUUCAGAGCGAUGUCUCCGUACAGAAGUUGUCUUCACUCCAGAAAGUACUCGAGAGUGAGUUCUUUAACGCCAUUCGCGAAGUCUAUGAACGCGUCUACGAGACGGUCGACAUCGCCGGCAGUCCCGACAUCAGGGCCUCGGCCACAGCCAAAGCCACGGUCGCCGUGUUCGCCGCAUCCGAAGGCCAUUCACACCCGCGGGUCAUAGAACUGCCCAAAACUGAUGAGGGCUUGGGAUUCAAUGUGAUGGGAGGACGCGAACAGAACUCUCCGAUCUAUAUCUCGCGGAUCAUCCCCGACGGAGUGGCCGACAGACAGGGAGGCCUUCGCAGAGGCGAUCAACUCAUAUCAGUGAACGGCGUGAACGUCGAGGGAGAGAAUCACGAGAAAGCGGUCGAACUGCUGAAGGCGGCCGUCGGCAAAGUGGUUCUUGUGGUCAGAUAUACGCCUAAAGUGUUGGAAGAGAUGGAAAUGCGUUUCGAUAAACAAAGACAAAUGAGACGAAAACCAAAUCCGUGAAUAUCUCGUCUCAUGGAUCACACGUUUCUUACAAAAUAUUUAAUAAUAAUUUCGUUUUAAUAUUUUAAUUAAUGACUAAUUUUUGUAACAAUUUGUGGUGUUUUUUAUAUCAAUGAAUUUGUCGCCAAUUCGAGGGAUUAUUAUACGCCAGAAAUAGCGGGCAGUGAAGUAAUAGCGAUAAACUCUGACCUAUUUUUAUGUCCAAUUUUUAUUAGACAAAAACAGACAAUUUAUUCAACGAUUAGCACUUUUUUCAAUUCAAGUCAAUGUGUUUUAAUAAUUACUGUCGACUUUGUGUGCGAUUCCGAUCCACGUCUGAAGCCAUGCUAUCAUCUCUUCUUUACUCAACUCUAUUGGAUUCAAACCUCUCAUAAAACAGGCCUUUAGUUCCC